AUGGGCACGAAAGGGAAAUUCGUUGAGGUUUCGAAACGAUCAUCAGACGUUGGCCACAGCGAGAAUAUCCUCAGUUUGCUGCCUCAUUUACAGCGUGCCAGCAAAAAGUUUCCCACUUCUUCGAGGAUCGGCAGGAAGGAAGAUGUUCCAAACACAGACAGACGAACAACCGGAGACGACGCGGAACAGAGAUUGCUGCAACAUCCGGACUUGACCAAGGGUAACGAACGUUGGGGCGACACCUACCCGCCAUUCGACCCAGAAAUUGAAAAGAUUCGCUUGCCGAACGAGGUCAAAAUCGACGCUUACAAUGCGCCAACUUCGUAUGCCUCUCCUAGCAGCUAUGGACCCCCACCACCAACACGAAUAAGAAAUACAAACUACGGACCUCCUCCUGCUCCACCUCGUCCUUACCAUCAUGGGCCGACAUCAUCAUCAGCAGGGAUCCAUUAUAGACCACCACCAGCACCACUGUCGCCACCGAGGCCAAUCGACGACCAUUACCACGAACACCAACACUGCCACUUUCACAAACACGUCUCAGCAAAGCACCACCCACUUUGGCACCACAUGUGGAAGAUGUGGAAGCUCGGCAAAGAACACGGUCGCGUCACGGCACACCACUUGGCCAAAGCCUUCAAGUCAAAGCUCUUACACCACCCACAUCUCAUUACACCACCCGUCGUGCAUCACCAUGUCCACAAGCACGAACACGAACACUUGCACCAUCAUCCACCACGCGGGGUACCAUCCGUGACUGUUGAUGUGGUUCCCGCGUAUCCGGUAAAACACAGGGAUCCUGUUUUGGAUUAUGACGGAUGGAUUCCCAGCAGCGGAGAUCCUUUCAUUACUUCGCCAGGGUCAAUCGGAUAUUAUGCCCCUCCUAGACGUGAUUCCGUGUUUGACUACGGAUUCAACCUACUUGACAUGGUGAGACAACGAAAGCGGAACCCGUAUGCAACCAGAUACAGAUACUACGGGCAACCCGAGAUCUGGCCAGGGCAACCCGGGAUUGUACACCACUCGGUAACCCAUCGACGACGAGUGGAGGAAACCCCGCACCGACGCAUAUUGAAAACCCCAACGGGUCAAGCAAUCCACACCGAGAGCCUCAUUGAGCACCACCAGCCAGGCUACAAGCUCCACGAAAGCUCCACCAACAACGUCCAAACCGGCGGCUUCGACUUCGUCCAAGUCCGCAGCGCAGAAGGCGCCGAACUCCGCAACGACACCACCAUCAGCAGCAGCACCGCCAUCGCCGCCACCAACACACCCAGCACAGAAGACUUCAACGCCACUUCGAAUCCCUCCGAACAUUCCCGCGGCAGCAGUUCACAACAACAGGGCAAACGAGUCAGUUUCGCGACACGCACUAAAACGGAACCCGUACCUGCUGUGCAACCCAUCAUCGUUCCACCUAUUGCUGAGGUCGUGUUCACCAACAAUGCUGAUGAUCCUGGACGAAGAGACGUUGAAGAAGUCACGGCCAAGUCGGAAGUGGUGCAGCAUCAGACGAACAAUGUCUUCUUUCCGGAAUUGCAGGCGUCGGCCGGAGGAAGGAUCACGUCCAAUAUCCCAAAGAAGCUCGUGAUGAUCGCAUCAUCAGACGGCAGCAAAUAAGUCUGAAGCCAUCAAUCUGAAAAAACUUGGAAAUAUUCUUGUUUUUACACUAUGGGUUGAAAAAGCAGCGACUCAAGAGUACAGUAUUUCAAAAUUGUUGAACACAAAGUUUUCUGCACAUAUACAUGGUGAUUCAUGUUCUAAAUUUGACCCAUAAGAAUGUAUAUGCGCACAUAAUCAUGAAGUUCCUUCUGAAAUUAAGGCGUUAUAGUGUGAACAAAGGGGGAUUAUCCUGGCAUACUUCCAACAACGAAGGGCUUGAUUUGAAAUUUGGCAAAGAAAAAAAGUUACAUUUUCAGGAAAAAUUCGAACAUGCAGUUUUGAUCGAAGAAUACAAGAGCUAAUCAGAAAGAAGGAGAUGAAACGAACAGUUCCCUCGGGUUUGCAAAAUUAAGUUUCUUCACUUCUUCAUUUUGGAAGGCAACACAUAGGUACAGUAGUUGUUUUUCUUACACAGUACAGAAUCUUGUUACAACGAUUUGACUCAUAACGACUUCAUGCUUACAACAAACUUAUUUUCCAGCCCCUUUCCAUUACCCACAAUGUUAUUUAAAUUUGUUUUCUAUUAAUUUUCGUUCACGGUGAAACUUGUUUAAAGAUUCCUAAUGCUAUCUUGCAACAAGAUUUUAUACUGUAUUACCAAAAAUGUCUCCGAAUUUCAGGCUUGCAGAAUUUGCAUUAUUUGAAUAUAGUAAAAAUUUUCCUCUGUGAACACAAGAAGAUACAAAUAUGUACAGUAUUUUACCUCUCAAAAUGCAGAGGACUUCCGUGGGUUAUUGAGUGACGCCAUCAUUUCUCCACUUUUUGGAACAUCACGUAAGCACCUUUAUUUAAGAAGCUACAGAUGACUAAUUAAACCUACUUCUGCUUCAUCCUUGGUUCUAUAAGUUCAGCAGUAUGGUAAUUUAAUUUGCAGCACCACCAAGUUUAUGGGCGAGCAAAAAAAUUACAGACGCAAUGGUUUUUUUUUUUUUUUUCAUCUGCGUUGUUCAGAGACAGUUGCAGAAAGUUUUUACUUUGCGCUGGAACAGAUCAAAUGUCAUCAACAGAGAUUCUACAAAACAAUAUAUGCAGUAGAAUCUUGUUAUAAUUUAAUUAAUCUCAUUAGGACAAAUGCUCGCUCUUCAAAAUUGGGCAGGAUUUCAGUUUCAUAAGCACUAAAUUCGUGAAUGUUGGUGUAACGAGAAUUUCAUUACAACAAUUUCACCAGGUUUCAACUGAUUUGUUGGGACAAAAAUCUGCUGUGCAGUCUGUAUUAUUAGUGAGCUUUGCACCCAUCCGUAUAAAAUGAACAAAACUUUCGAACAAAGUUUUUUUCAUCAGAAACUCGAACAGCUUUAAAUUUUCUUUAGAUACUUCCAGUUUUUACAAUGAUAUCUGGGAAAAGCUGCGCUUUAUUGAAAAAAAUAUGGUCCAUUAUCGUUAAUCUGCCAGACAUAAGAAUUUCAAUGGGAAUCCUUGCAAUUGAAUUCCACCUGCAUUCAUGUAGGCUUUCUUUGCAACAAAAUGUGCCAAAGAAAAACGACACCUAUUUUCUUUAGAUGAUUUCAUCAGCUUUAUCCAAUCAUUAGAACAUAUUCAAUACUUCAAUUCGUGUGUAUCAAAUGGCUGUAUCAAAUUUGUUUGCAUGUUGUUAUAUGUAUUCACAAAUAACAGAAAGUGUCCAGUAU
Molecule: messenger RNA, 3290 nt
Organism: Notodromas monacha
Lineage: Eukaryota; Metazoa; Arthropoda; Ostracoda; Podocopida; Cyprididae
Source: the annotation of a GenBank genome assembly